AUGUCCAAGAACGCAGUUGGUAUUGAUUUGGGUACUACCUACUCUUGUGUUGGUGUUUGGCAAAACGACCGUGUCGAAAUUAUUGCCAACGACCAAGGUAACCGUACAACUCCUUCCUAUGUCGCCUUCACAGAUAGCGAACGUCUUAUUGGUGAUGCCGCUAAGAAUCAAGUAGCUAUGAAUCCUCAUAACACUGUGUUUGACGCCAAACGUAUGAUCGGUCGUCGUUUCAACGAUGCUGAAAUCCAAGCUGAUAUGAAGCAUUGGUCUUUCAAGGUGAUCAAUAAGGACGACAAGCCUCAAAUUCAAGUCGAAUACAAGGGUGAAACCAAGAUUUUCACACCGGAAGAAAUCUCAUCCAUGGUGCUCGCCAAGAUGAAGGAAACGUCUGAAGCUUACUUGGGUGGUACGGUGGAUUCAGCCGUCAUUACAGUUCCUGCUUAUUUCAACGAUUCGCAACGUCAAGCGACCAAGGAUGCCGGUGCUAUUGCUGGUUUGAAUGUUCUCCGUAUCAUCAACGAACCUACUGCCGCCGCCAUUGCGUACGGUUUAGACAAAGGCUCUAAGGGCGAGACCAACGUGUUGAUCUUUGACUUGGGCGGUGGUACUUUUGAUGUGUCCUUGUUGACCAUUGAAGAUGGUAUUUUCGAAGUCAAGGCGACAGCGGGUGAUACCCACUUGGGUGGUGAAGAUUUCGAUAACCGUCUCGUGAACCACUUUAUGCAAGAAUUCAAACGCAAGUUCAAGAAGGACAUUUCCGGCAAUGCGCGUGCGGUCCGUCGUCUCCGUACAGCUUGUGAACGUGCGAAGCGUACCUUGUCUUCAGCUACUCAAACGACGAUCGAAAUCGAUUCCCUCUUCGAAGGCGUGGAUUUCUAUACUUCUUUGACGCGUGCCCGUUUCGAAGAACUGAACCAAGAUCUUUUCCGUAACACGAUGGAGCCUGUUGAAAAGGUCCUCCGUGAUUCCAAGAUUGACAAGGCCCAAGUGCACGACAUUGUCCUUGUCGGUGGUUCCACCCGUAUUCCCAAGAUUCAAAAGAUGGUCUCUGACUUCUUCAACGGUAAGGAGCCCAACAAAUCGAUCAAUCCCGAUGAAGCUGUUGCGUAUGGUGCUGCUGUCCAAGCGGCUAUCUUGACAGGUAACACUUCUGAUAAGACCGACUCUCUCUUGCUUCUGGAUGUCGCUCCUCUCUCUCUCGGUAUUGAGACAGCCGGUGGUGUCAUGACGCCUUUGAUCAAGCGUAACACCACCGUGCCGACCAAGAAGUCCGAGAUUUUCUCUACGUAUGCCGAUAACCAACCCGGCGUGCUUAUUCAAGUCUACGAAGGUGAACGUGCUCGUACCAAAGACAACAACUUGCUUGGCAAGUUCGAAUUGACCGGCAUUCCCCCUGCUCCUCGUGGUGUGCCUCAGAUUGAAGUCACCUUUGAUGUCGAUGCCAACGGUAUUCUGAACGUCUCUGCCCUGGACAAGACCACGGGUAAGUCCAACAAGAUCACCAUUACCAACGAUAAGGGUCGUCUUUCCAAAGAAGACAUUGAGCGUAUGGUCAAUGAUGCUGAAAAAUACAAGGCCGAAGACGAAGCUGCUGCUGCUCGUAUUACCGCCAAGAACGGUCUCGAAUCUUAUGCCUAUAACUUGCGUAAUACGCUUCAAGAAGAAAAGGUGUCCAGCAAGUUGGAUGCUGGUGACAAAGAAAAGUUGGACAAUGCUGUUAAGGAAGCCAUUGAUUGGUUAGAUAACUCUCAAGAAGCCUCUAAGGAAGAGUACGAAUCUCGUCAGAAGGAAUUAGAGGAAAUUGCCAAUCCUAUCAUGAUGAAGCUUUAUCAACAAGAAGGUGCUGGUGCUGGUGGCAUGCCUGGUAUGGGCGGUAUGCCUGGAGGUGGUAUGCCCGGUGGCGCCCCUGGUGGUGGCAAUGAGGGUCCUACUGUCGAAGAAGUGGAUUAA
This is a messenger RNA of Mycotypha africana, 1950 nucleotides long. RefSeq names its product hsp71-like protein. Gene Ontology annotation, biological process: vesicle-mediated transport; cellular response to unfolded protein; protein refolding. The transcript has 2 exons. Lineage: Eukaryota; Fungi; Mucoromycota; Mucoromycetes; Mucorales; Mycotyphaceae. The coding region runs from base 1 to 1950 and encodes 649 amino acids. The record is from RefSeq and is a predicted model, not a curated record. Gene Ontology annotation, molecular function: ATP hydrolysis activity; misfolded protein binding; ATP-dependent protein folding chaperone. Gene Ontology annotation, cellular component: plasma membrane; cytosol; cytoplasm.